GAUAAAACGCAUCAGGUUGCCAUGGCGAAUCGUGGACCCAGCUACGGACUGAGUCGCGAAGUGCAGGAGAAGAUCGAUCAGAAGUACGAUGCGGACCUGGAGGCCCGGCUCGUAGAAUGGAUCUUGGUCCAGUGUGACGGAGAAUUGGAGAGACCAGAACCAGGCAAACAGAACUUCCAGAAGUGGCUGAUGGAUGGAACAAUUCUCUGUCGCCUUAUUAACAGUCUCUAUCCCAGAGGCAUGGAGCCCAUUAAGAAGAUUCCGGACACUAAAAUGGCCUUUAAACAAAUGGAGAAGAUCUCCCAGUUCCUGCAGGCAGCCGAAGCCUAUGGAGUCACCCGCACAGACAUUUUCCAGACCGUCGACCUGUGGGAAGGGAAGGACAUGUCGGCAGUCCAGAGGACCCUGGCAGCGCUGGGCAGCGUUGCCCUCACCAAGGACGAUGGGUAUUACCGUGGCAACAGCGACUGGUUUCAUAAGAAAGCCAGAGAAAACCGGCGGGAGUUCUCUGAGGAGCAGCUGAGACAGGGGCGGAGUCUGAUUGGCUUACAGAUGGGCAGUAACCGCGGAGCUUCCCAAUCAGGCAUGGCGGGGUACGGCACCCCACGACAAAUCAUGAGGCACGAUUCCCCCCGUCCAAAUGCUGCACCUACCUCCCCCUAA
Messenger RNA from Chanos chanos (milkfish), 663 nucleotides. RefSeq names its product transgelin 3a (gene tagln3a). Gene Ontology annotation, biological process: actin filament organization. Gene Ontology annotation, cellular component: actin cytoskeleton. The record is from RefSeq and is a predicted model, not a curated record. NCBI's taxonomy places the organism in Eukaryota, Metazoa, Chordata, Actinopteri, Gonorynchiformes, Chanidae. Gene Ontology annotation, molecular function: actin filament binding. The transcript is spliced from 5 exons. The coding region runs from base 22 to 663 and encodes 213 amino acids.